AUCCGACACCCAUAGGCCAUAAUUCAUCACACACACACUUCUGGCUACCGUAUCUGUACGUAACUGAUUAUAGUGAUUAGUGUAUUGAGUAUUCCAAAUUCCAAUUCAUAAACAAAUCUAGUAGUAGUAUCUACCGACUACUACUGCGGAAAAAGGAGCUUGGGAGUGGACCAAAGUAUUGACUACUGACUUGUGUGUAAAUCGGCAGCGGGCAGACGUGAAACUACUUACUACACGAGUGAUACGACAGUCGCUGUUUCCAGUUGGAACAAUAUAUUGAUAGACGUGACAUCGCAAAUCAAUCAUUAAACACCCGAUCCCUUUAGUGUCGAUAUUUUAAAUUCAUACACAAAUUACUGAUGAUUGAUGAUAUCAGUAUCAUUUAGAUCUGUAUAAAUAUUCGGAAAGUUUACUUUUUCUUUAUACAAUUCUCCUGAAAAUUUACUUCAUUUCUGUUGUUGUGUUUUAGUUUGAAAUACGCAUAUUAUAAUAUAUGGGAUGUAAUUCAAGUAAAAGUGCAUCAAAAGCAGUUCAUAACAAAAAGCACUUGCUUCCAAUCAUGAGUUUGCCAUCAUCUAAUAAUGCGAACCGAAGUUUAAAAAAUCAAUUUCCAGCCACAAAAGGGUUGUCUUCAUCUUUUGGAUUUAGAAGACCCACUCAGACCAAUAAAGUCAGACCAAUAUCAGGUCCAUCUAAUUCGAUUGACAAAGUGCCUAUAGACACUAAAAUGCCAAAACCAAGUACAGCACCUACAGGAAAUUGUCGAAGUAGUAAUUCAAAAUCUACACCUUCACCUAAUAGGUUUGGAUUUUGUAAACCAGUUGUAAAACCUGUCCAACCUAUUGCAAAAAAAGUAGAAAUAGAGCGAAGAAGUCAGUCUGAACCUCAAAAGAGAGAAAUUCCUAAAUUGAAUUCUGGUGGUUCAAAAAUUGCAGUAUCAAAAGUUACUGCUAGCCAUUUGCCGAGGCCUCAAAUACCACUUAGAUACCAAAUAUCUAAAAGUCCAGAUAAGAGUGCUAAGACAGCCGCUAAUAUGCGCUUAAAAAAUGAAGCAAUAAGAAAAAUGCAGCAAGGAGUGACUGUUCGAAAAUUAAGUGACUCAGUUGAGUUUACUGAAGUGAUUGCCAUUAAUAGGCCAUCAAGGCUCACAUUAAAUUCAAAUGCUAAAGGACCUUUAAUAAGAGAAAGAGCCAAUAAGUAUUUAAGGCAAGUAUCUAGUUCAUCUUCUAAACAUUUGACAUCAUCUGAUGAGGAUUCAGACCUAAGCAGUUACGAAGAAAAACAUGACAAGGAAGAGUUUAUAAAAGAAAAGACUGAAAUAAUUGAACAGGUGGAUACACCAUGUAGCGAUGAAGAAUAUGGACCUGGUGAAGCAUUAGCUGUAGAAGAGUUCACAGAGAUGAAAGAUAAAAUGAAUGUUGUAGAUAAUAAGUUUGCUAAUGUAGAUAUGUCAGUUUCACUACGAGAUGUCCUGUUGAACAUUGAAGAUACGACAUUUGCCACUUUGGCAGCUAUGUCUUCCAAUAUGCGUAUUGAAGAUGAAACAUCACCAGAUGAUGAAUGCUUAAGUCCUACCGAGUCAGAAUCUGCUGAAUUCCAUCAUAGUAAAACAGAAUCCAUUCACGGCGAGCAUCACCGAGAUUCCAUGUCGCCGGCUAAGUGUAACAUUUCCAAGUGUGGGUCGUUUUCGUCGGACACUAGGGAUUUUUUUGACGAUGAGAUAGCUGACCAGCCGGCCCUUAUGUUUAGUGGACCACCGUCGGAGUCAUGUAAUGGAGACGACAUUGACGAAAUUAUGUUUCGACGGGGAAGUUAUAUAAGCAGUGGUCGAACGGGCAACAAAUCUCUGAGACGAUCACAGAGCGCCGACGGGUCUCUGAGCGACAGCCUCAACUCGGACGACCUAAUGUUGGAUUUGGACCUGGCAGACGAUAAGAACUCGGUGAAAAACGCCACUCCUAACAGCGACGAAGAUCAAACCAUGCUGAAAACAUUGGAGAGCAAAAAACAGAAUGCGUUUGAUGAAUGGACUUGUUUCAUAACCAAGAGGAACAGUAGUAGUUCAUUAAAGGAAGAUAAUAUAGUCCCAGUCCAAGAUACAGUUGAUGUCAAUUCAAAAGAGAUCAACAAUGGGGAGGUAAUAAUGAGCUACAACCGGUUUCAAGAAGUCACAGACGAGGUUGCGAGCAUCAAGAGCAUGUUGUUCGAGUUAAACAGAGUUCUAAUAGAGGACAAAAAAGAUAUGACUUAUCCAUUGGAACAGGAAAUGCAUUGCUGUUACGAGGAUCAACUCGUGGAUUUGAAACAACAGAUAGCGUAUAUGGCUCAGCAGAUGGAAAAAAAGGACCGUACUAUUCAGAUACUCAGGGAUCAGUUAGCUCAAAAACCACGAUUAUCAGUAAAAACGAUAGAAACACGAAAUUCUGCCACACAAACCGACCGAUGUCGGUCGACCACAAUACCAACAUUAUGCACCUUCGAUAGAGAUGGCCAAACAAAUGGGCGUCCAGUAAUCAGGUGCAGUGAUACAGUUGAAAGGUCAAAGUCAGUGUCAGGCAGUCGCAUUCGCAUCGGCAUGCUUAAGCAUAAAUUUCUAAUGGACGCGGGAAGAACGUUACCAAAUGUAUAAAAUUACUCGUUCCUCUUCCGUACAGUAUUAUAUGUAUUAAACAAAUCAUUCCAUGUUUAAACGUUCCAUGAAUUGAAACUAUAAGUAUAAUUUUUAAGUACCAUUUAUUUUGUUCCAAGUGAUUAGUUAUGUUCGUGUAAUUUACACGAGUUCAUUUUCAAUUGUUUUUGAGUUUAAGUAUUAUAAAAUGUAUAUUUUACACAUGCAUAUAUUCUAGAAACCUCGUACUAGGGGUUUUUUUUGCUUAAUGUGUUAUUGUCUUUUUUUCCACUUUACCAAAAUUAAACUAGUCAAUCUUUGUUUUGUUUAAAUAUACAUAUAUUUUUUUGUAUUUCUAACAACACUAAAUUUGUGUUUUUUGUAAUGUCGAAUAAUAUUACUCUCGUUUAUUUGUUAGGGACCUUAACACAUUUUUGGUGUAUAACAAUUAUUAUUAAUCAUCUAAUUCAAUAUUUUUAUUUAGCGCAUUUUUCUCAUAAUAUGAGUA
Adelges cooleyi (spruce gall adelgid) is the source of this 3116-nucleotide messenger RNA. RefSeq lists its product as uncharacterized. The transcript has 15 exons. NCBI's taxonomy places the organism in Eukaryota, Metazoa, Arthropoda, Insecta, Hemiptera, Adelgidae. Bases 494 to 2629 code for a protein of 711 amino acids. The record is from RefSeq and is a predicted model, not a curated record.